This is a messenger RNA of Lathyrus oleraceus (garden pea), 1041 nucleotides long. RefSeq lists its product as uncharacterized. Gene Ontology annotation, molecular function: nucleic acid binding; zinc ion binding. The record is from RefSeq and is a predicted model, not a curated record. The coding region runs from base 1 to 1041 and encodes 346 amino acids. Lineage: Eukaryota; Viridiplantae; Streptophyta; Magnoliopsida; Fabales; Fabaceae. The transcript is spliced from 5 exons.
AUGACUAAUGUGAUGGUGCAAGAGAAUGAGGAUUUGCAGGUGAAUCAUAAUCAAAAUGUUGGUGUUGAUGGCUUCUAUGGGUUGGGAAAUAAGAAAGGGAUUGAGUUCCUUGAGUUAAAGCAGGGAAAUAUGAUUGUUGUUGAUUAUGUGACUAAGUUCAAAGAGCUGGAGAUUCUUCGAUUCUCAGUGUUGGUGAAUAAGUGUAAGAUCUAUGAUGAAGAUAGUAGGGCAUAUGCUCACUAUAAGAUUGCUAUUGAGAAGAGAAAUGGGAAUAAAUGUCGUAGUAAACAUUAUGUAACUCCAGCUGAUAAAGGAAAACAGAAGUUUCGUCAGAAGGUUGCAGGUGGGAAAGAGAUAAGUGGGGGAGGAGCUCAUAAUCCUCUAAAAUGUUUCAGGUGUGGAGAGUUGGGUUAUCGUGCUGCUGAGUGUAAGAGUACAUGUCAGAAGUGUUUCAAAUGUAGGAAACAAGAGCACCGUAUUGCUAAGUGCAAUAAUAAUGUUCCAACUGUGGUGAACCUGGACAUAUUAGUACCCAAUUUCAGAAACCGAGGAAGCGUGACACAUUUGUUUAUAUCUCUUGAUUUUGUCGACAAGUUUAAUCUUAAAGUGUCUUAUAUGAUUGGAAGUAUGGUCAUUGAUACCCCAACUAAUGGUUCGGUGACUACUUCAUUGGUUGAGAUGUCUUUGAGGGAGGAUGAUCAAGUUCUCGUGAUGUUUGCUUCUUUGAGAGUGGAAAGCGAUGUUGUGGCUAGUGAUAUUCCUAUGGUGUGUGAGUUUCCUGAUGUUUUUCCUGAGGAUAUUUGUGACUUGCCUCCGGAGCAAGAAGUUGAGUUUGCCAUAGAUUUAAUACCUGGUACUAGACAUGUGUCGAUGGCACCAUAUAGGAUGUCUGCAUCAGAAUUUAUUGAACUGAAGAGGCAGUUAGAAGAUCUAUUAGAGAAGGAGUUUGUCAGACCUAGUGUGGCACCGCGGGGAGCGCCAAUGUUGUUGAAUAAGAUGAAAUAUGGUAGCAUGAGGUUGUGUUUUGAUUACAACAACUGA